This is a messenger RNA of Ananas comosus (pineapple), 869 nucleotides long. RefSeq lists its product as uncharacterized. Lineage: Eukaryota; Viridiplantae; Streptophyta; Magnoliopsida; Poales; Bromeliaceae. Bases 1 to 837 code for a protein of 278 amino acids. The record is from RefSeq and is a predicted model, not a curated record. The transcript is spliced from 4 exons.
AUGCGGCGCGGGUGGUCCACGGUGGCGGCGGCGCAGAGGAGAGGCCGCACACAAGCCUCGGUCUGGGCUCGGGCUGGGGCGGCUGCAGCUGGCCGAGGCGGCGACGGCAGCGCGUCGGGGCUGCGGCGACCGGCGGAAAGGGGCGCUCGGGCACGGGGGAGUCGACAGGAGGUGAUUCUAGGCGGUGGCGGCGCGCUGGCGGCUGUGGCAACCCGGCUCGGCCAGGCUCGGCCUGGGUUGCAGCAGACCGCAGGAGCAGCAGCGGCGGCACCCGGCGAUGGCGGCGGUCGGCGGGGGAGGUCGCAGGAGCACGGUGCGAUCCCGGGGGAGGGUCUGCAGGAGAUUGAUUUGCAGAAGAAGAUACUUGAGAACUCGGAGGGAUUGUCAUCACUUGGAAAGAUUGCAUGGGAGGGUGAUCGAUAUUCCCAAAUCUUAGGAAAGGAAAAACGCGGAUAUGUGCGCGGUUUAGGAUUGGGUCCUUCUGCGAAUGAAAUCUUCAAGGCACGCUUUGAGGGUUUAAAAAUGACAACAUUUGAUGAGAUAACAGUUGAAAAAGAAAUGCGACAAAUGAAGGAACAUAUGGAGCGAUUAGAGAAGCAAAUACAGGAGCAAAACAAUACUAUCAUAGAAUUAAAACAUAUGGUACAAUGCUUAGCAACUGGCCGAGCAAUAGAGUGUGGCCAACUUAUUGAACCCUCUAUUGGAAGAGCAAGUGAAGUUGAAGAAUGUUCUGCGAGAAAUACUUCAGAUUCAGUUCAUCACAAUGGCAGCUCAAAGUGCAAAAAAUCUACAUGCCGUAAAAAAAUUGCUUCAGAUGCAUCCGCUUCUCAUAUAUGAUGUUCAUCUAUGGGCUUAUUGUUCAUUAGGUA